UUUUAGCAAUAUAUCUUCUUUGUAUUAAGGUAGAAAAUAAUUCAUCAUAUUCUAUAUUGGUUUAAACAAAUUUGAAAAGUUACGUUUCAUGAACGAUCUAUUAAAUUAAGGAAAAUACCAGAAACAAAAAUCCCCACUGUUUAUUUAGUAGCUUUCAAUAAAAUGUGUAAUUUAUAAAAGCGUAUAAUAUGUUGUUGAGAACUAAUAAAUUCAAAAUCGCAAUCUACGUCUGGUAAUCUUAAUAAAUUGUUGAUCAAGAACCUAAUAUUCUUUAGUAAUAAUAAAUAAUUAAUGGAAUGUUGUGGGAUUUAGGAUAGAGAGUAUAGCCCUCUUACUACGCCUAAUGGUCUUCCAAAUAUACUUACAAAAAAUUCGGACAAACUUGAUGCAGUUACUCCAAACAGAAUUGCAAGAAGCCUUGUAAUGGACGAAACGCCCAGAACUCCUACACCAUUCAAAAAAGCUUUAGCAGAUCUCGAAAAGAAAUCAGGUCCUUUGAAAGCUAUACCAGACACUCCAACUCGUCUUGAAGAUAUUACUGAGAUUGUAAAGAAAGAACAAGAUGGGCUGCACUGUUCUGAUGCAUCCGACAGUGGCAUUAUGAUAACGAGCGAUAGUAAUUAUCACAGUAAAAGAAAAAAUGGCCCUAUAUUAGCAGCGGGAAAAGAAAACAUACUUCCAAACAAACGAGUACGUAAAGCUUUGGCUUGGAGUUCAACUACCACUCAAAUAAAUUCCUCGGAUAUCUCCUUCGCUGUAGAAACCCCUAGUAAAUCGUUGGGUGAAGAUAGCUUGUUUUCGACGCCCUCGUCAAUAAUGAAAGAAACUCUGGGUGUUGCUGGUUUGCUGGAGUUGACUCACAGUGCUUCAACUAAGGUACAAGAGUGGUAUCAUUUCGGCGAACGUAUAUUACCUCCUUAAUGUGUCCUAUCCGACUCUUUUUAACCUGACUCCUUCGCAAGGUUUACUUGUAUUUUUUAUUUUAUUUGCAUUUGUUUUGCACCGAAAUUUAUAUAAUGAUUUGUUACAUUAUUUUUUUAGUUUUCUAUGUUAUUU
Messenger RNA from Agrilus planipennis (emerald ash borer), 1056 nucleotides. RefSeq names its product myb-related protein B-like. The record is from RefSeq and is a predicted model, not a curated record. The transcript is spliced from 3 exons. NCBI's taxonomy places the organism in Eukaryota, Metazoa, Arthropoda, Insecta, Coleoptera, Buprestidae. Bases 424 to 921 code for a protein of 165 amino acids.